UAGGCCAUCAAUCUCACCUCUGAAAGGUCCUCACCAUCAUGUGUAGAGGUGUGAAAGUGUGGAACUUCCUUCUUAGUGGCCUCAAAGUAAGUUAUUAAAUACCGCUUGUCCCUUAAUAUAUCUAAAGAUAGAGGCCUGUGUUUUAAUCUCAUCGACUGAUGGAGGAACACUUCAACUCAAUACCUGCUAUUCAUCUCCUUCAACAUACCUUAAGAAGCUUGUGUAUUCAUGAAGACUCCCUGUGGGUAUAUGCAGUUUUUUGGAGAAUCUUACCUAGAAACUAUCCACCACCAAAUUGGGAUUUCCAAGGAGCUUUUGACAGGUCAAGAGGAAACAGGAGGAAUUGUAUGUCCCAGGAUACUGGUAUGGGAGGAUGGCUUCUGCAACUUCAUUCCUUCAACCACUGAGAUUAAUCCUGGAGCAGGAUCCUCAGUUCACAGAAACUCUGAAGUUAGACUCCUCGAACUGCAACCAGAGCUAUUUUUCAAGAUGUCACAUGAAAUCUACAAAUAUGGAGAGGACUUGAUUGGAAAAGUUGCUGCAGAUCAUAGUCAUAAAUGGAUUUACAAAGAACAUAGUGAUCCAGAAAACAAUCUUUUCUCUGCAUGGCAAAACUUGGGAGACCUUGUAAGUACUGCAUAUGCCAACAUCAUAUUUUUUUUCUUUCCAUUUGAUCUGGUCUCGCUACUGUCUGCCUGUUUUUCUUUGAAUUACUAUUUGCAGCAUCCAAGGACAUGGAGGGCUCAGUUUCAGUCCGGCAUAAAGACAAUAGCUUUGAUUGCAGUGAAGGAAGGCGUUCUUCAAUUGGGAUCUGUUAAAAAGGUGACAGAAGACCUCAAUUAUGUUACUAUCCUACAAAAGAAAUUCACUCAUCUCCUUAGUAUCCCCGGUUUCCUCCUACCUCAUCCAGCAUCAUGGUCAUCGUCAUCAAUUCCAUCCAAGACUAAUUGUGGCAGUGACAACAUUGUGUCCAACACCUGUCCUUUCCAAGCAGCUUGCCCUCCCCUGACAGCAAUGAAUUUCUAUGAUCAUGCCAAUCAGCCAAUGGUUAUCACUCCAUCUAUGAGCAGCCUUGAGGCACUCCUCUCAAAGCUCCCAUCCGUUGAGCCAACACCGUCCACACCUUUGUCUGGCUACCAUGAGACACCACCAAGGCUAAUAUCCAUCCAAAAGCCACUGGAACUGGAUAUCGAGGUGGUAGCAAUGGAGAUAAAUGAAAGGAAAGAACAUUAGUGAGACUAGCAGUUUCAUGUACUGGUAUCAUUACUGCUGGCUAUGUAAGAUGAUAUAAGAUCAGGUGAGGUACCUUCUAACCUGUCAAUUUUCAGUAUGUCCCAUUAUUGAUUUAUCCUGUCACUGGUAUAUCAUAUGCAGUUGUCCCAGGUAGAAUUUGACUGUGUUUGACUAUUCUAUGUGAAAAAUUCUCAUCUCUA
This is a messenger RNA of Vitis vinifera (wine grape), 1433 nucleotides long. Its product is annotated as protein RICE SALT SENSITIVE 3. Lineage: Eukaryota; Viridiplantae; Streptophyta; Magnoliopsida; Vitales; Vitaceae. The coding region runs from base 229 to 1233 and encodes 334 amino acids. The record is from RefSeq and is a predicted model, not a curated record. The transcript has 6 exons.